Messenger RNA from Corythoichthys intestinalis (scribbled pipefish), 1398 nucleotides. Its product is annotated as triple functional domain protein-like. Gene Ontology annotation, cellular component: plasma membrane; extrinsic component of membrane; cytoplasm. The transcript has 10 exons. Bases 84 to 1184 code for a protein of 366 amino acids. Gene Ontology annotation, molecular function: guanyl-nucleotide exchange factor activity. Gene Ontology annotation, biological process: axon guidance. The record is from RefSeq and is a predicted model, not a curated record. NCBI's taxonomy places the organism in Eukaryota, Metazoa, Chordata, Actinopteri, Syngnathiformes, Syngnathidae.
GUGGGAAUCGGUCAGAUACUGCAUUCGAGCGCAAGCGAUUCAUCUGGACGUAGGCACGCGACUCAUCUGGAGACAUUUCUACCAUGGAACACCUCACGUCUGAACUUACUUCAUUCGUUGAAUGGCUGGGAGAAUACAGCCCAGAGCUUAUUGCUGGUUCAUCAGAGGGCAAAGGCUCUGCAAUAGGGAAGACCACUUCUAAUGACAUGGACUGGAAAAGAGACAACGCUGAGGAUACGAUAACUAACUGGCUGCAGCUCUUGCCAAAAACACACGGCAAACGGCAAGUGGUCAUCGCCUCUCUGGCUUUCCACAAGACCUGGGCACAGGUAUGUCGUCUGCUGGAAAGCCUGGAGGAGGAGUACACGAGGAUGGAGGACUCGUGCUGUGCAACAGGCAAGCCGGACUCCAGCACUCAGAUAAUUCUUGUGACUUCCAUGAUCAGGAAACACCUGGAACAGAAGGAAUUCUUCCUCAAGGCCUGCAUGUUAACCAAGGGCAUCGCAGAUAUCUUCUACCGGUACGUAGAGAGGAAUGGCGAUACAAUGGGAAGGCUGAGUCACGACCAAGUAGAGCAUGUUACAGGCAUCUUGACUGAUUUGUGUAAGAGGGAGAACAGUCUCCUCUGUUUAUGGAAUGUAAGAAAGCAGCAUCUGGACCAGUGUCUGCAGUAUUUGGCUUUUGAACGCCGUGCCAUACAGGCCCAGAAGAGAUUACAAGACAUGGGCGAGCUUUACCUGUCGAUGCACUACUCCACCGGCUCAGGCAUCGGCUUCAGGCAGGAGCUGCUGAAGGAGAAGGAAAACCUUAACAUCAUCAGCAAGCAAAUUGAAGAAUGCGUUAAGCUUCUCAUCCAACUGGCAGACGGGUACUGCGCCAAAGGACACAGCCAUGCCAGCAAGAUGAUAAAAAGUGUUUUGGCAGUCGACCAGUGCUACCAAGAUUUGAACCGGCGAAUGGAAAAGCACCGCUCCAGCAUCGAGAAAUUGACUGGCGCUAAGUACUCGGCUGCCCAUUACACCAGGGAGAAAAACCAUGAAGAUAAAGACACCUUGAACAGAGACGGUAUGAUGCCAAGAUCGUGUCGCACACUCAAGCGCGGUCUUAAACUGGAGUUUAAAGGAACAGGUCCCAGCUGGCAAAAGUGGCUCAACAAAAGCGUGUGGUGGCCAAACCAUAAUUAAGAAGUACAGUGGCUGGCAAACAAGAAGAGAGGUUUGACGAAGAGACCCCCUCUCGGGAACCACCUGUAAAAUGUAAAAAAAAAAAAAAAAAAACGGCUGUAUAACUGUAUGGUACCUUUCCAAAAAGUAAACUUUUUAUUUAUUUUUGUACUUUUGCAUUAUUGUGUAUAUUUUUGUAAAUAGUUAUGUUUUUCACUAAAUAAAUUGCCAUUGG